UUAUUUAAGAAGAAAACAAUUGUUUACAUUGAAGAGAUUGCAGAACAGGAAAUAUUAGUUAGACCUGAUUAGCAUGUGCAGUUACAUAAAUAAAUAAUUUUCUAGACCUAAAGCAAAAACAGACGUGCUUAAACUAUUGCCUACUUGAGUUCCAUUGGCUACUAGUUUUGAUCAAGUGGUGGAUUAUCUUAUUUUAUUCCGUUUUGUUUUCUCAGUUAAUUAUAAUUUAUAACCAACUAACCUAGUGGGUAUAUUAUUUUAUUCAAAUGGUCUACUGUUUUUUUAGUUUGUGGGCUUAUUUUAAUUCGUUUGAUUCAAAAUUUUAUUAUGUGAAAAAGUCUAAAAGGGCAUGCAAUAAAAAUCUAGCUGGAAACGCGUUGCAAUUUGCUAGUUUUUAUGCUCCUAGUGGGAUAUGAUACAACGAACGAACCCAUAUGCCGGUCUUUAAUAGCUCUAUUCAUUCAUUUUCUUUUUAAAAUUGUACAAAAUCAAAUAAUAGAAAAAACUAUAACCACUUAUAUUAUAAAUCACAAAAUCGUCACUAAUUAUCGUUAUAUCCUCGUAUAAUACUACAAUAGCUCCUAGUGGGGAUUUCUAGAAAAACCAUGACCCAGUGGUCAAUGUUUCAAUUUUUUUUAUACCAGAUGUUUAAAUUUCCAGAUGAUAUAAUUUAUUUAAGAUAAUUGAACGUAAAGUAUCGGAGAUUUCACAAUGUUGCAACAAAACUAUUCGUUGUGAUAAAAUGCUGUAAUAAGCAGUACGUAACUAUGUAUGUAGUUCAGUAGUUUAUUUUUUUUGGGGUAAAAAUGUAGUUCAGUAGUUGGAGAUAGUAUUGGCAUGAAAGAUGUUGUAAAUGUAGAACUAGUUUACACCAUACAAUAAUAAAAAAAUAAAAUUAUAUAAUGAUGCAUAGGUGUAAGAAAAUUAAAAAAAUAAUAGGAACAUCGGUUUAUUAAUAACCUAGAAGCAUGAUUAACCCGAACUUUUAAUUUGAGGUUCUUAACUCGUGAUUUGAUAUUUUUGUUUUUUUUUUUACAUUUUUCGGUUAAGAGUCGGCUCUUAUAUCUCUUAUUUAAGAGUCGGUUCUUAGUUUUUCUUCUGAUAACUCGGGUUAAUUACGGGACCUUUGACGUUCCAGCAAAUCUACCUACACAUGCAAUUAUGCUAACUAACAUACGUACGUACAUACAUCAUUCAAAUGGGCCGAGAGAGAGAGACUUUAAACAAAUUGGCCGGAAUCACCUAUUUUACUAGCGGGCUUUCGAAGAAGCUCGGGCCGAUUUGUUAAACCGGUCCAGUAUCUAAUCCUGGGUCGGCAAAAUCCAAAACCAAACCGAAACAAUCAACACGCUGCGAUUUUCUCCACACUUAUAAAAAGGUUCACUUCAAAAAUCUUGCGGGAGCGAGCGACGAGAACACAGCAGCGGCCGUCAAUGGAUCCAUCGCCGAACACUAACGAAGCGUUGACGGAGACGCGUUUCUCCGACCUAAAACCUCCACUAUCCGAAGAUAUCAUCGAGGCGCUUCUCCGGUCCGGACCCCCCGGUUUCGAGUUCUGUACUCCGGUUCAGGCCGCGACGAUCCCUUUACUCUGCAGCCAUAAGGAUGUCGCCGUCGACGCCGCCACCGGUUCUGGAAAAACCCUGGCUUUCGUCCUCCCUUUAGUAGAGAUUCUCCGUCGUUCCACUUCUUACCCGCCGAAACCUCACCAGGUUAUGGGGGUGAUUAUAUCGCCAACGAGAGAGCUAUCAACGCAGAUAUAUAACGUGGCGCAGCCCUUUGUUUCGACUCUACCAAAUGUGAACUCUGUGCUGCUUGUUGGAGGCCGAGAUGUGAGAGCUGACAUGAAGAUUAUAGAAGAAGAAGGAUGCAAUCUCUUAAUCGGCACGCCUGGGAGGCUCUCUGAUAUAAUGGAACGAAUGGAUAUUCUUGAUUUCAGAAAUCUUGAGAUACUUAUCUUAGAUGAGGCAGAUAGGCUUUUGGAGAUGGGAUUCCAGAAGCAGGUGAACAGCAUUAUAUCUCGCUUGCCAAAGCAACGUAGGACUGGCCUCUUUUCAGCUACACAGACAGAAGGCGUCGAGGAGAUGGCCAAGGCUGGGCUUAGGAACCCUGUGAGAGUCGAAGUUCGAGCUGAGUCAAAGUCGGCAUCAUUGACGAACUCGAAAAUACCUUUUGGUCUGCACCUUGAGUAUUUGGUAUGCGAGGCAGAUAAGAAAUCAUCACAACUAGUGGAUCUCCUCGUCCGGAAUAAAAACAAAAAGCUUAUAGUCUACUUCAUGACUUGUGCUUGUGUUGAUUACUGGGGACUCGUUCUUUCAAAAAUCCCUGCCCUGAAGUCCAUUUCUUUAAUUCCUAUCCAUGGGGAUAAGAAGCAGAAUGCAAGAGACAAGGCGUUGGCUUCGUUUACUAAAGCAUCAAGCGGUGUCCUUUUGUGCACUGAUGUCGCUGCACGUGGACUUGACAUUCCAGGCAUUGAUUACGUAGUUCAGUAUGAUCCACCACAAGACCCAAAGAUGUUCAACCAUAGGGUUGGCAGAACUGCAAGAUUGGGAAAAGAAGGAAGGUCCAUUGUUUUUCUACUGCCUGAGGAAGAAGACUAUGUAGAGUUUAUGCGGAGAAGAGGAGUCUUUUGUCAAGAGAAAAAAUGUUCUGAGGAAGCAUCCGAUGUCAUCCCGAUUAUACGUUCACUAGCCAUGAAGGACCGGGCAGUGUAUGAGAAGGGAAAAAGGGCAUUUGUUUCCUUUGUCCAUGGUUAUAAGGAGCAUGAAUGCUCUUACAUUUUAAGAUGGCAAAGCCUUGAAAUCGGAAAGUUAGCCAUGGGAUAUGGACUCUUACAUGUUCCAUCAAUGUCUGAAGUGAAACAAAAAAGACUGUCCAGUGAGGGUUUCUCACCCGUUGAAGGCGUCCUCAAGUUUGAAGAUAUAAAAUUCAAGGACAAGUCUAAGGAGAAGCAAAGAAAGCAAAACUUACAAGCAAAGAAAGAGAAGCUGGAAGAUAAGAAAAGAGAGAGAGACAAGAAAAACUCGAAAAAGGCGGUUAAUGCUUCUUCUGCUACGGCAGAUUCUAAGAAAAGAAAGCUAACAGGAAAGCAAAGACAAACCAUCCAAACAGCUGAAGAUGAAGAAGAGAUGGCUCGAGAUUACCGGUUACUGAAGAAACUGAAGAAAGGUUCAAUUGAAGAAGAUGAUUUUGCUAAACUUACAGGAGCUGAUGACUUUUAAUCUCAUGAGAAGAAACACAAAACUUUUAGAGUUUUGAGCAAAAACAUCUCCCUUUUUUUCGUCCCAGGACAUAAUUAAUAGUAGUACAAGUAUCUCUUAUAUAUAAGAAAGUGUUUUUGCAUC
Brassica rapa (field mustard) is the source of this 3344-nucleotide messenger RNA. Its product is annotated as DEAD-box ATP-dependent RNA helicase 18. The record is from RefSeq and is a predicted model, not a curated record. Gene Ontology annotation, molecular function: ATP binding; nucleic acid binding. Lineage: Eukaryota; Viridiplantae; Streptophyta; Magnoliopsida; Brassicales; Brassicaceae.